AAGGCAGAGAUGGCGAUGUUAAAUAGGACAAUGAACUCUGUACACGAGUGUCCCUUUUACUACCUAGGAAUCGGGUGACCAUGUUCGAGCCCAAGUGUUGUUGCGGUGUACAUGGCCAACAUACGUGCUAAGACUGCUUGCUGUGGAUGUCAGCAAUUGCGGGCGAACUAUUGUUUACCCACGGUGUUGACGCGUUAACAUGAAAUCAACUGUGUUAAAUGAAUAUUUGUUCAACUUGAAUAAUAUCACUAUAGACGUUACGAGAAUCGGGAUCUAUCUCAUCGAACGAGUACUCAAUAUACUGUAGUGUUUGCUUCGUUUGACAUCGUGUCGUAUCGUAUUAUUCAUUAAUAUUGCAUACAAUAGGAAAUACUGUAAGGGAUCAAUUACAACCUUUUAUAAACCAGACUACAUGGAGACGAGUUCUUGGAAAUGACAAAAAUCAGAGAGUUCACGGUAAUAGACGUAGACAAUUCGAGACUCAAGAGCAGAAGAACCACCAAUCACACUCCCGACACGCGCGACUAUUGACGUCUGAUCGAAACAGCCAUGGCAGACGAUCACAGAGACAUGGAGGAAGGCGGGCUGAGAGACCGCGGGGUGACACGCGAGGUCAGCGACGGCGACCUGGAUGAUCAUGCACUCAGUAAUCACCGCAUGGUGAUCGGGGUGCGGUUGCCAAGGCGACCUAAGCGGCCUAAGAAGAAGAGGAGUGGCAAAGACAAAUACUCGGACCGAACACCCUUGACAACCAUUGACUUCUCCGCGACAACACUCCAGGCGCCCACGGAGGCGGUCCAGAGUCUGCUAGGGGAGGUGGAUGACGAACAGCAUCAGCCGCACCCCAUCUUCUGUCAGCUCGACCUCCUCAACACGUUCGGGGGCACGGAGAAAGAGUGGCGCGAAUACGCAAGAUGGGUAAAGUAUGAAGAAGACUUGGAGGAGGGCGGACAGCGCUGGUCUAAGCCGCAUGUGGCCUCCCUCUCCCUACACGCGCUCUUCGAACUCCGCUCCACCAUCCUCGACGGGGCAGUGCUCCUAGACCUGGACGCAUACCACUUACAGCAGAUCAAUGAUAUAGUGAUAGACCACUUCGUCGCCAACAAGAUGCUGGAGGAGGAGCUGCGCGAGGAGGUGCGCGCCACACUCAACGCCCCGCACGUGUUCGCGCAUCAGAAGAAGAAGCGCAUGUCGAGUCUCUCCAGCGAAAAAGAUAUCAAGAAGGCCUUAUCCAAACCACAAUCCAGAAAGAGUUUAACCAACAUGGAGCAUAUUAACGGCGAUAUUCCCCUGAGUCCGUCGUCAACAAAAUUGAACACAGAUUUCAUGCGGAAGGUUCCCGCGGACACGCAGACCUGUAACGUCAUGGUGGGUCAGCUAGCCUGCCUCAAGUACCAGCUGUCCGCGUUCAUCCGACUGUCCGAGGCGCGCAAUAUCGGGGACAUCACGGAGAUUCCCGUGCCCACAAGGUUCGUGUUCAUACUGCUGGCUCCCGCCGGAAAUGAGGACAAGUGUAUUGAGAUCGGGCGUUCUUUAUCCACUGUGAUGGUCGACGAGAUAUACCGCGAGGUGGCGUUCAAGGCGCGUAACCGGCAGGAGAUCCUCAGUGCGCUGGACGAGUUUAUGAGCCAGGUAACAGUUCUUCCGCCCGGCGAAUGGGACCCAAAGAUCAGGAUCGAACCACCGGAAAAGGUGCCGUCCCAGGAAGCCAGAAAGACACAAAAGAUACAGGUUGCCGGCCCACACGUGCUCGCAACGAUGAAGACGGCGCACGAGGCGCACGAUGAUCCAACCCUGGUCAGGACCGGAAGACUUUUUGGCGGUCUGAUAGCAGACGUGAAGCGGAAGUUGCCCUGGUAUUGGAGCGACUUCAGGGACAGCCUCCACAUCCAGUCGGUCGCCUCAAUCAUCUUCCUCUUCCUCGCCACGCUUACACCGAACGUCACUUUCGGCGGGCUUUUAGGACAGGCUACAAAUCAGUAUAUGGGCACGAUGGAGUGUAUCCUUGCGGCAGCCAUCUGCGGCGUCCUGUUCGCGCUCUUUGCUGGCCAGCCGCUCAACAUCCUGGGCAGCACGGGGCCCAUGCUGGUACUGGAGAUGAUUCUUUACAACUUCUGCGAGGGCCAGUACGACUAUUUGCCUCUCCGCGCAGUGAUUGGUCUGUGGACAACAUUACUGAUCAUGCUGAUCGUCGCGUUCGACCUGAGCGCUCUCGUGCGCUACAUCACGAGAUUCACUGAGGAGAGCUUUGCCUGUUUGAUCGCUAUCAUCUUCAUCUACGAGGCAUUCAAAAAGCAGUUCUCCAUAUUAGACAAGUAUGGCAUUAACAAGCACCCGGAAAUACCCAUCAGCCACCACUGUGAGUGCGUCGCACUGAAUACCACUUUGGCGGACAACGCGGGAAACGUUACGACGAUCGCGACGGUGAUUGCAAGUAACGUGAGCGAGGUUGCGUACGGCGUUUGGGACGAUGCGACCAACACAACGCUAGCCUGGGUAAACAUGACAAGCGAGCAGUGCAAACAGUUCAAUGGGACCAUGGAGGGCGAAGGCUGCCACAACCCCUACUACCCGGACGUGUUUCUCCUGUCGUGCAUCCUUUUCCUUGGCACCUACACAAUCGCAAUGACGCUCAAAGAGUUCAAGACCUCCGGCUUCUUCCCCACAUUUGUACGCCAGAUCUUGAGCGACUUCGCUGUGCUGAUCUCUAUCGUGGCCAUGGUCGUACUCGACGUUCUCAUUGGCAUCCAGACGCCCAAGCUGGAAGUACCGGAGAAGUUUCAGCCCACGAACUACCUGGCCCGCGGCUGGUUCAUCAGCCCUAUCAGUGCAAAGAACCCCUGGUGGACUUACAUUGCCGGCAUCAUCCCCGCCUUUCUGGCGGUCGUCCUCAUCUUCAUGGACCAGCAGAUCACCGCCGUCAUCGUCAACCGGAAGGAGAACAAGCUCAAGAAGGGGAACGGUUACCACCUAGACAUGCUGGUAGUGGCUAUCACUAUCGCUAUCUGCUCCGUGCUGGGCCUGCCCUGGUUCGUGGCCGCCACGGUCUCCGCACUGGCUCACAUCAUGUCGCUCAAGAAGGAGUCGGAAACCGCUGCGCCCGGCGAGAAGCCAGUCUUCCUCGGCUGCAGGGAGCAGCGCGUGACGGCCCUAUUGGUGUCAAUUCUCAGUGGGCUCGCAGUCUUCCUCACUGGCGUCCUCAAGGUCAUCCCAAUGCCCGUCUUGUAUGGAGUGUUCAUGUACAUGGGAAUUGCGGCACUGAAAGGAAUGCAGUUCAUAGACCGUCUGUGUAUUCUGCUGAUGCCGGCCAAGUACCAGCCGGACCUUCCGUACCUACGGCACGUGAAGAUCACUCGUGUGCACCUGUUCACCGCAAUACAGAUCCUGUGUCUGGCCGUGCUGUGGGUCAUCAAGCAGGUCAAAGUGCUCUCCAUCGCCUUUCCAGUCAUGGUGGUCGGUACCUGCUUUGUACGAAAAGCGAUGAAUCAUCUGUUUACGCAAUACGAGUUGUCCUAUUUGGACGACCUCAUGCCUGGCGAUGACGUCAUCAAACAGGAGGACGAGCAGCUUGCUGAAAAGGAGCAGUUAAUGUCGCAAGACUAUAUGUAUAACGACGACAAUGACGUCACUGUUGAUGCGAAGACGAAGCACACGAUGGGCAACAAGUACGCGGACUACAUUGCGGUGCCCUCGAGCGACCGCGUAAACAUGUCCGAGGAGAUGAGCAAGACGGGCAUCUGGAUGCAGGUCCGGCGCGACUCAUUGCCGGUCCUCGAGGGAUACAACAACUCCCAGCCCAAGCUCAUCAGCGCGCGGCGGAAAGACUCCAAGGCGCACUUUACCCUCGGAGACGCCCAGAUCCCCGAGGAGGCCGAGAGCAAGGAGAGCAAAAUAUGAACACACUGUUUACAUUGUACUGUUCAGAGUUUAAUAGAAUAAUAAAAUGACGCUGACGUCGAUUGUUGACGCAAUCAUUAAACACAUGUCAAUUAAACGCGAGUGUCGCGAUUUCUCUCAAUAACGCCUGUAAUUUCAUGAUUAUAUUUUCUUCAUGAAUAGACUUCUACAAUAAUAUUUAUUUUCUGAGAACAGCAUUCAUCGCAAUUGUUCAGAGCUUCUGUGCGCCUACGCAUCUAUUUAACAAGCGCAUGAAUCAGGAAAUCACUAAGAAUUACAUGACUUUUGACAACGUUUGCGAUGUUGAACAUUUGUUUGUUUAUAUAUUUAUUUUAAUGCAAUGUGUAUUAAGCCUUCGUGAUUUAGCACAUCUGACUGUGGUAGAGCCCACAGUUCUCGACGAUGCAUGGCAAGCGGGUGGCAGGAGGCAUGACCAGCGGGUUGGGGAGCAAGGCUGGCGGGGUCCUAUGUAUUAUUUAUAGUAGUACAUGUAAUAAACAAGACGACAAGUGUAUGCUGUAGAAGUAGUCAUUCUCUUGCGCUACAGUUUGGCUUAGCGCAUACAUGCAUCAUUCAUCUACCCAGUAUGACAAUGAUCGACACGUUAUCUUGUACCAUACGAUAACAAAAAAAUAGGUAUACACUGUACAACGAUAUGACUUGUGUAUGGUACGGUGCUUUAACCUGUCACCAGCAUGUAUCCGAAACAUUUUAAUGCGGCGUCAGAUGUUUAAAGAAAUAAUACUUGUUUGCAAUGUUAUUAAGUCAGUUGUGUUUUAUCAAGUGGCACAAUUUAUUGUAUACAGAAACAUUAAGUUUUUUAAUGUUUAGAAGGUUAUUGUUGUAUUUUAUUAUUAUUUUUUUUGUGGGGGGGGGGGGGGGUUGAUCGUGAGCAAUUUAAUAUUUGAAGUUUGUUUAUUAGUUGGUAUCAUAUGUGUGUGCAUAUUCAAACACGUUUGAAACAAACCAUUCAAAAUGAAAUUAUGCAAUAGUUGUUUUUAAAUGUACCAUUGUUCAUCGAACAUUAUUAUAUCUUUUGAUAUGCUGUUUGUCAUAGAAAGUCGCCAUGAAAUUAAUUUUUGUGUAAUGUUGAAUUGUUGUGUAAUAUGCAUUCAUUAUUUAAUAAACCAGAGCCAUAUUAAAAUAUACAAGACACGUG
Messenger RNA from Dreissena polymorpha, 5056 nucleotides. RefSeq names its product electrogenic sodium bicarbonate cotransporter 1-like. NCBI's taxonomy places the organism in Eukaryota, Metazoa, Mollusca, Bivalvia, Myida, Dreissenidae. Gene Ontology annotation, cellular component: plasma membrane. The coding region runs from base 550 to 3897 and encodes 1115 amino acids. The transcript is spliced from 23 exons. Gene Ontology annotation, molecular function: monoatomic anion transmembrane transporter activity; solute:inorganic anion antiporter activity; sodium:bicarbonate symporter activity. The record is from RefSeq and is a predicted model, not a curated record. Gene Ontology annotation, biological process: bicarbonate transport; transmembrane transport; regulation of intracellular pH.